CAGAUCAGCCUCUGAGUUGUGACGUAGUUGCACUUCCGUACGCUGUAGAAUGAGUUGUUGUUCUUAAAAUGGCGCCGUUGGACCUGGAUAAGUAUGUUGAAAUUGCAAGACAGUGUAAAUAUCUUCCAGAGAACGACCUAAAGAGAUUGUGUGAUUAUGUAUGUGACCUACUACUAGAGGAAUCAAAUGUACAGCCAGUGUCCAGUCCAGUCACUGUUUGUGGUGACAUCCAUGGACAGUUUUAUGACUUGUGUGAACUUUUCAGAACUGGAGGACAAGUACCAGACACAAACUACAUUUUCAUGGGUGACUUUGUGGACAGAGGGUAUUACAGUUUAGAAACUUUCACAUACUUGCUAGCACUUAAAGCGAAGUGGCCGGACCGCAUCACACUGCUGCGUGGGAAUCAUGAGAGUAGGCAGAUUACACAAGUGUAUGGCUUUUAUGAUGAGUGCCAAACUAAGUAUGGAAAUGCCAAUGCUUGGCGAUACUGCACAAAAGUGUUUGAUAUGCUGACUGUUGCUGCCUUGAUAGAUGAGCAGAUCCUUUGUGUGCAUGGUGGCCUUUCACCUGACAUCAAGACUCUGGACCAGAUUCGCACCAUUGAGCGGAACCAGGAAAUUCCCCACAAGGGGGCAUUUUGUGAUCUCGUCUGGUCUGAUCCAGAGGAUGUUGACACUUGGGCUAUCAGCCCGAGGGGUGCUGGCUGGCUCUUUGGCGCCAAGGUCACCAACGAGUUUGUCCAUAUUAACAACCUGAAGCUGAUUUGCCGUGCACAUCAGCUGGUUCACGAGGGCUACAAGUUUAUGUUCGAUGAGAAGCUUGUGACCGUGUGGUCAGCCCCCAACUACUGCUACCGUUGUGGCAACAUUGCCUCAAUUAUGGUGUUUAAGGAUGUGAAUACACGGGAGCCCAAACUGUUCCGUGCCGUGCCUGAUGCAGAGCGAGUCAUUCCGCCCAGAACCACGACGCCCUACUUCCUCUGAGGGCGAGAUCUUCAGUGCCCACUGUGUCCACCCUCCCCUCUUUCUCAUCUUGGUCAACCUCUCUUUUUUUUUUUUUUUUAUUUUUUUUUUUUAUAUAUAUAUAUAUAUAUAUAUAUAUAUAUAUAUAUAUAUAUAUAUAUAUAUAUAUAUAUAUAUAUAUAUAUAUAUAAAAUAUGCAUCCCCUCUCACCACCCCUUCCCCUGAGAUUAGAUUAUGAGGAACCCUGAGCAUGUUGCUAGCCAUUUUCAAGAGAAGUGCAAGCUUGUCAUGUAGGAAUUUGGUGGAAAGUAAGCAGUGCUCCUCUUGGUGCUGUUUUUUGUUAUUUAAUCAUACAUGGAUUAAUCAUAUGUGGUACUACAACUCCUAUAAAAAAAAAAAAAAAAAAGUACACCACCUAGUCAGACCAAGAGUUGAAGCCUUUGAAUUUUGGUGUACUCAGAUUGUUUAAUCUGGCCCUGUUGUCUUGAAGACUGAAGUGCGUAAUGAAAUUGCAAGAUGGGAGUGAGGUUGGACCAGGUGAUGAGACAGAGGAGGCUGUGAUUAUUUUGUACAUUUAAAAAUUGUAUUGAUAAUUUCAUCUUUUUUUCAGAUUUGUUGUAUUUUAUUAUUGUAGAGAUGGUGACCUACAUACCAAUUAAAUAUUGAAAAAUAAACCCCUUUAUUAUUAAUUUAAA
Messenger RNA from Pangasianodon hypophthalmus (striped catfish), 1660 nucleotides. RefSeq names its product protein phosphatase 6, catalytic subunit (gene ppp6c). The coding region runs from base 69 to 986 and encodes 305 amino acids. Gene Ontology annotation, molecular function: protein serine/threonine phosphatase activity. Gene Ontology annotation, cellular component: cytoplasm. NCBI's taxonomy places the organism in Eukaryota, Metazoa, Chordata, Actinopteri, Siluriformes, Pangasiidae. The record is from RefSeq and is a predicted model, not a curated record. The transcript has 7 exons. Gene Ontology annotation, biological process: G1/S transition of mitotic cell cycle; peptidyl-serine dephosphorylation.